CGCGCAGAAAAUGCACUUUAUCAGCAAAACUUCAUCAACUCUACAUUUAACCCUGACUCCAAACAGACGGAGAACUGCAAAGCUGUAUUGACCGUGUACACUUGUUCAAACGUCCUUCAUGGGUCUGUUGUGUCACAAAAACCUGAAGAUCCAGUUUGUGAGCGGCCGAGCAGCAUAAGAGCUCAGGACACUUCAGAUCCUCACAGAUCUGACUCGCAGCUGCUGAGGAACACAGGAUGGCUCAUUAUAAUCCAUCCUUAUCGUCUCCAUCAGACGAGGUCAAUCUGGGUGUGUCGGCCAAUCCUCAUGCCAAACCCACUGACUUUGACUUUCUGGCUGUGAUUGGUAAAGGAACAUUUGGGAAGGUGCUCUUAGCAAAACUGAAAGCUGAUGGAAACUUCUAUGCCGUGAAAGUUUUGCAAAAGAAAGUUAUAUUGAAGAAAAAAGAGCAAAAGAAUAUAAUGGCAGAGAGGAACGUGCUGCUCAAGAGUCUGAAACACCCUUUUCUGGUCGGGCUGCACUACUCCUUUCAGACCCCGGAGAAGCUGUAUUUUGUCCUGGAUUACGUCAACGGUGGAGAGUUAUUUUAUCACCUGCAGAGAGAGCGGUGUUUCUCAGAGGCACGAGCUCGCUUCUACACGGCUGAGGUGGCCAGUGCCAUCGGAUACCUUCACUCUCUCAAUAUAGUGUACAGAGAUCUCAAGCCAGAAAACAUUCUAUUAGACCACCAGGGUCAUGUGGUGUUAACAGAUUUUGGCUUGUGUAAAGAAGGCAUAGAACCAGAAGGAACCACCACAACCUUCUGCGGCACUCCAGAGUAUCUGGCCCCUGAGAUCCUACGGAAAGAGCCGUAUGACCGCACUGUGGACUGGUGGUGUCUCGGAGCUGUGCUCCAUGAGAUGCUUUACAGCUUACCUCCGUUCUACAGCCAGGACGUGUCUGAGAUGUACGACGCGAUCCUGCAUAAACCUCUGCAGCUGGCGCCGGGGAAGUCGGAGGCCUCGAGUCACCUGCUCUACGGACUCCUGCAGAAAGACCAGCGUAGCCGGAUAGGAGCCAUUGCUGAUUUUUUGGAGAUUAAAAAUCAUGUGUUCUUUGCCCCCAUUAACUGGGACGACCUCUACCACAAGCGAAUCACUCCUCCAUAUAACCCAAAUGUGAGAGGCCCAGCAGACCUUCAGCACAUUGACCCAGAGUUCACCAGAGAGAUGGUGCCCAACUCUGUGGGCCGCACUCCAGACCCCACCCCCAGCCUGGCCACCAGCAGCUCCAACGCCUUCAACGGCUUCUCAUACAUCUCUGGAGAAGACGGCUUCCUCUGAGGCGCCGACCGACGAAGGCUUCUCUCACCGUCAUGUCACUGAGCGCUGGAAAAACACUGGACUGUAAUGAGGGCAAACGCACCUGUCGGAUGACGGGUUUUAAGAUGUGCUCAUUUUACAUUCAUCAUAAGAUAUCUCAUCAGUAUGCACUCAUGUUCGCUGUGUAAGACUAAAGGACAUUGCGGGAGAUGGAUUUGCUGAUUGCACCACUGGCAAAGCAGCUAUAGUUGCAAAAUCUGUAUCUUUUGGGGAUCGUGGAUCUGCGUGCCUUACUCUUGGCAACAUCCUCAUCUAACGUUCCUCAUCUGAUUACUGAAAAGCAUGGAAAAUUACACCUUUGCUUUGUAACGUUUUGUGCAAAACGUCCUGUAAGAGCAUUUCUUCUGUCAUUAAAAAUGUCAA
This is a messenger RNA of Sinocyclocheilus rhinocerous, 1724 nucleotides long. Its product is annotated as serine/threonine-protein kinase Sgk2-like. Gene Ontology annotation, molecular function: ATP binding; protein serine/threonine kinase activity. Gene Ontology annotation, biological process: protein phosphorylation. NCBI's taxonomy places the organism in Eukaryota, Metazoa, Chordata, Actinopteri, Cypriniformes, Cyprinidae. The transcript has 14 exons. The coding region runs from base 237 to 1322 and encodes 361 amino acids. The record is from RefSeq and is a predicted model, not a curated record.